UGGGGGAGCGUGCGUGUUGGGCCACGCGACCGUUGUUGCCGGUGGUCAGGUCGUGGAACGGAAGCCCGGUCCCGGGAAGCAGCCUCGGAAGGCGGCGGCAGAGGCCAGUCCCCGCGAGCAGCGACUGAAGCAGUCGCGUCAGGUGCCCCCAUCCCAGACCCCCAGCACCUGGGAAGAGUCGGGGCUUCGCUAUGAUAAGGCUUUCCCCGGAGACAAAAGGCUGAGGUGAUGUGUUCCUGAGGCUUGUCGAGUUUUCUCGUUUCUCUUUCCCCUCACAACGAGACCUUGACCUUUUUCCUCCCGUUGGAGGACCUCUUGAAGCACAACUCGCUGGUUUUUAUUAUGCACGGAGGGUAGGAUAAGUGUCUAACAGUUCGUUUCUUUCCCCGCGAAGCUCUUCAUGUCUGUUAGAACUAGAUGUGUCUCCGUAACAAGGAUGUUGGUAAUUACCCGUCUUUUUGUUUCCACCCACAGCAGUGUGAUGACAGUAGUUAAGUCCAGGCAAUUUCGGGAGAAGCAAGGGAAGAUCCUGUUGGAAGGUCGUAGGCUGAUUGCAGAUGCUCUCAAGGCUGGUGCUGUGCCCAGAGUUUUGUUCUUUAGCCGUCUGGACUACAUAAAGGAGCUGCCCAUUGAGAAGCUGAAAGGUGUUAGCCUCAUUAAGGUGAAAUUUGAGGAUAUCAAGGAUUGGUCCGACCUAGUAACACCACAAGGAAUAAUGGGGAUUUUUGCCAAACCUGACCACGUCAAGAUGACAUACCCAGAGACUCAGCUUCUCCACGCACUGCCCAUAUUGUUGAUUUGUGACAAUCUCCGCGACCCUGGGAACCUGGGGACAAUUCUGCGAUCUGCUGCUGGCGUAGGCUGCAGCAAAGUGUUACUCACCAAAGGCUGUGUGGAUGCCUGGGAACCCAAAGUGCUGCGGGCAGGUAUGGGCGCACAUUUCCAAGUGCCCAUCAUCAACAACCUGGACUGGGAAGCAGUGCCCAACUACCUGCCCAAUGACACCCGCGUCUACGUGGCUGACAACUGUGGCCUUUACACACAGGCCCAGGCCCAGAUGUCUAAUAAGGCCAGUGACUACGGCUGGGUAUGUGACCGACGACCCCUAAAGUUUCACAAGUAUGAGGAGGAGGAAGAGAAUCUAGAAAGUGCAGCCAGUAAAGGCUGGCUCCCUGAACUUGAGGUCCAGAGUUACGACUCAGACUGGACAGAGGCACCUGCAGCUGUGGUGAUAGGUGGGGAGACCAGCGGCGUGAGCCUGGAGUCCCUGCAGUUGGCUGAGAGCACGGGGGGCGGGAGGCUGCUGAUCCCCAUCGUGCCUGGUGUGGACAGCCUGAACUCGGCCAUGGCUGCGAGCAUCCUGCUCUUUGAAGGGAGAAGACAACUGCGGGCGAGGGCGGAACGCUUGAGCAGGGACGGGAGUUACCACUGAGAGGGGACGUGGAAGCCAGUCCUCAGUUUUAGGUUGUCUCUGUGGUUACUGGAAAAAUAAGAACUUCUCUGACUUCCUGCUUAGCCUCAAAAAUAACAAAGGCCAAAAUUCCUCCUGAGAUCUCCAUCUUCCCACCGACUUUUAUAUAUGUGUGUAUAUGUACGUGUGUGGGGGAGUAAGAGAGAGACAACAUAAGUAAAUGCUCCUCAUGGCUGUAUGUUUUUAAAAACUAUCCACCAAGGAGCAUCUUUGUGCCCAGAAAGUUGCUGAGGGCAUCACCUUGGGUAGGGAGGACCCCUCCCUCCACAGCUGGGGGUGCUCUGCAGUCAUGGAGUGCUGGUUAGAGGCCGGCCUUGGUCACUCAACUCCUGUGAUCAUUGGUCAGUGGAAAUGGACUUCACCCCUGUGAAGUGUAGACCAGCAGAUUACAUUAAAAAGUUUUAUUUCAGUGUGGUCA
Molecule: messenger RNA, 1889 nt
Organism: Lagenorhynchus albirostris (white-beaked dolphin)
Lineage: Eukaryota; Metazoa; Chordata; Mammalia; Artiodactyla; Delphinidae
Gene: MRM3
Product: mitochondrial rRNA methyltransferase 3
Exons: 4
Coding region: 401-1432 (343 amino acids)
Biological process (GO): RNA processing
Molecular function (GO): RNA binding; RNA methyltransferase activity
Source: RefSeq, a predicted model, not a curated record